Messenger RNA from Marchantia polymorpha subsp. ruderalis, 2395 nucleotides. The record is from the annotation of a GenBank genome assembly. Lineage: Eukaryota; Viridiplantae; Streptophyta; Marchantiopsida; Marchantiales; Marchantiaceae.
GGGCCACCACAACCGCCAAGGAGACCAGCAAGUUUGGCCGCCGUGCUGCAUGAGUUCGUGUUCUCCAACAAUGAAGGGUUUACGGUUCCUCGUUCUCUCCCGCUAUUCUGCAUGGCUUCGUUCGUUCAAGUGAUGGAAACAAACCCUACUGUCUGAUUCUCACAAGGCUCGAUUCGGAACCUGGCAUCAGGACAGAAGAAGCGACGCUUCUGGAACUCCUAGCUACUCGGUAACAAAGAGGCAGGAUAUUGAAGGGUCGACUCUUUCGAGCAUUCUUAGCACAAUUAUGAAGAGGUUCUUGAACUUUGAAUGGAAAUUUUUAGAUUAAGGAGAUAAUUCAAAGCGUUAGUGGGCUUCGUGGAUCAUGUAUCGAUCUACCAUUCGAUAAGCUGGCAACUUACGGGCUGGUUGAAAAAUUGGUAUUUUGACCCGAUACGAAUCUUGGCUUCGCCCGGUUUUCUGAUACAUUGUUCUCCAUCAUCCAUGUGAUGCGAGAAUGAGGCGCGUUGAUACCGAGAUUACCUGUUGAAAGAAAUUGCAACUCGCAGCUUUGUCGGAUUUGGGUUUCAUGGCGACGAACUAUCUCUUGAAAUGGAGAAAAAAAUUCAGUUAAGCCCGAGGCGUAUAUAACAAGGUGACGGCUCGUGUUGGUCGUCCGUCAUCUAUUCUAUCACUAUCUACGCUACCGGUGUUUCAACAAUGCUCCUUGAGAAGAACAUGAUGCAGAUACAGGUCUGCAUGUGAGAUAUCGAGGAGAGUGAACAAUCUGAUGGAACGGAAGGACAAAUUACGUUCUGACGUUGACAUGUACAUGGAAAGCCAUGUACCAGUCAGAAGCUCAUGGUUCGGUCGGCAAUCCCGAGACGCAUGGCAAUCGAUCUUCUCAUAGAAAAGACAGAUCUUGAUUGUUCAAUCCUGCAAAAGAAAGACGACAUGUAUCUUUUCUUGACAACCUUCUAGAACUCAAGACAUAGAAUUCCCGUUGAACAUGCUUGUCCUGUCAGAAUCUCGGAAUCAAGAUCCCCACGCAAGUCUAAAAGCGGUGCAAGCAACGGUUGAGGACCACGUACUGCGUCGUCCACAUGUACGAGGGUUUUGAAGGCAUGGAGGAAGAGCAAGUGAGUGUAAUGAGCGCUCCAGAAGCUGUCUGCUGCACCUGCCACCAACGUCUUUCGGCAGAGAGAAUUGCUCCUCCCUCAGAGAAAUUAGGGCAUUUUCCUCCAUGUCCCUGGACCUUAAACCGGAUCCAGGGACUGCGAGCCCUCAGAAUCAAGCAGGCUCAGAGCCGUGAGUAUGUUAGUGCCGGCUCUAGAGCUGUCUAUUCCUCGGGUUCUUUUCAGGUCGGCUGAAAGGGCCAGACUUGAUUCGCGCUGGAAAGAGUGACCAGGAAGCUACAAGUCCGACAGGAUACCGAUCUCUCCAUCCGAGCUUCAGAAGAAUACAUGACAGCUGCAGAGUUUUGGCUGUGAAGCUUUUCUGUGCUCGAUGGUCUACUUUUGUUUGAGGUGAUUGACCUUUGAAAGACCAGGCCAUGCACGUUUUUCCUGUUAUUGGGUGAUUUGACAAAAGAGAAGGUGGAAAAUUGUGGGUCUGCCUUUUAUACAGCGAAUACUGUGUACUGUGGCAUGGUAGGUGGGCCCUUGGGAGUUCGAAGUUAUGGCGGACACUACGAGUGAACAGCUAUCACAUGAACAGCCAACUGUAGUCAGACUGUGGUCCGCAGACAAUGUAGAGUUCCAAGUAGAUCGAGAGGUGGUGUGUGAGUUCCAGAGUUUGAGGCACAUGGUACAAGAACGGGCUUAUGAAGAUGCACCGAUUCAUCUCGAUCGCAUCUCCAGUAAAUUACUUUCCAAAGUCCUCAAAUACUGCGAAUAUCAUGUGAGCAAUAGAAGGAGAAGACAUGCCAAUGAAAACUCUGCCGAAGUGUUUCUCGAUGCUGAAAAGGCAUGGGACACAGAAUAUCUGAAAGUGGAUCGGAGUGUUCUCUUUGCUCUUCUGGAGGUUUCCUUGGAGUGGAACAUCGAGGGAUUGCUGGCUUUGACUCUGAGUACUAUCGUGAAGCAGAUCUACGAUGGUUCUCGGAAGAUAGCUGAUGAUGAAGAAGAAGGGAAUGGCAACGUUUCCGGAUCCGAAUCGGUUGACUAGAAGUAGGCUCUGAGGUUCCUUCCUGGCUUUUUCGAAAGUAUACAACGUUACUCUGUGGGCUUGGCCCGGCAGUCUAAAGUGGAAGAAGUCAUCUUCAGCUGAAACUUGACCGAGUCUAAAAUUGUCUCAUAAUCUACCCUCCUUGAAUCUCAUCCCAUGGUUGUUUGAUACGUCUGAUGACUGUUCACUUUUUUGGGUAUCAUAUUAUAGAUUGAUUUGCGCUUUAUUCGUCUACAAGCUCAUGAAGCCA